AAAUAAACUUGCCUUGCCUCACAGUGGGAGUGUAAGACUGAUAUGGACAAUGCCUACCGAUUUGGUCGCAUUGAGGUGAGCUGUGAGGGCUUCAGCCAACCUGCUGACUCCCUCAUCCUGAGGGGCUCCUGUGGGCUAGAGUACACUCUGGAGCUGACUGAAGGGGGUCGGAGGACAGCCCAGGGCAGCGGGGACACGCAUGGUGGAUCUAAAGGAGGUCUGGGGGGCUUUGCCUCCAGUUUCUUCAGCGGUUUCUCUGGAAACAAGCAUCAGGGUCAACAGCAGAGCCAGCAGAGUGCGUCCCCCUCAGGCGGGGAGGACUCAGCUGGCCUGCUGGGGGUCGCUGUGCUUCUGCUCUUAGCCUUCGGAGUCUACAAGCUUUUCCUCAGUGGGAACACGGCCCAGGGGGGGCAGGACAGAGGACAGGCUGGUUACCCAAGAGAUGAUCACCACAGCUCCAGCACAGGACCCCCGCCCCCGGGAUUCAAACCUGACUUCACAGGCAGCUCAGGUAAUAUGUCAAAGUAUGGGUAGAGUGACAAUAGGUGGGCUGGUUGCUCUGCACUUUCUCCCUGGAAAGCCCUUCCUCAAAGAACCGCUGUGCUGGAUACACGCUAGGGGUUUCACCAACUAAUCGACUAGUGGACUAGUCCAGUGUUUUUCUAAGUGGGGGCCC
Notothenia coriiceps (black rockcod) is the source of this 676-nucleotide messenger RNA. RefSeq names its product store-operated calcium entry-associated regulatory factor (gene saraf). Gene Ontology annotation, cellular component: endoplasmic reticulum membrane. The record is from RefSeq and is a predicted model, not a curated record. Lineage: Eukaryota; Metazoa; Chordata; Actinopteri; Perciformes; Nototheniidae. The transcript has 2 exons. Gene Ontology annotation, biological process: regulation of store-operated calcium entry. Bases 43 to 534 code for a protein of 163 amino acids.